CUUUCUCAAUUUCGUAUUUUGUCAUUACAAAAAUGGAGGGGAAUAUGUGCUGUUGAUGGGAAUUUCUAUGGAGCAGCAGAAGAAAGAAGAGGAAAAGAGAUCAGAGAAUUUCAUGGCGAAUUUGACAUUUACCGACGAGAUUUCGGCUAGCUUUGCAGCUUCUGCCGGCAGCAGCAUCUUUGACGAUAAGUGGGGUUCUUUAGGUUUCAUGGAUUUGCUGGGUAUCAAUCAGGAUUUUUCUUCUCCUUCUUUAUUCGAUUCGUUGAUUCAGUCUCCGUUCAUACCUCCACCACCACUACCAGCAGCACCAGCACCAACACCAGCAGCAGCGCCGUUACAAAAGCAACAAGAAGUACAACAGCAAGCACUUCCUUCGCCGGCUUCCACAGUACCAGAAUCAUCGGAGGUUUUGAACACUACUGCUCCAACUACGCCUAAUUCUAUUUCGAUCUCUUCUUCAUCGAAUGAAGAACAGAGCAAAGGAGGAGAUGAAGAGGAGCAAGAACAAGAUGAUCAGAAGAAUAAGAACAACUUGAAACCCAAAAAGAAGAACCAAAAAAGGCAAAGAGAGCCAAGAUUUGCCUUCAUGACAAAAAGUGAAGUGGAUCACUUGGAUGACGGCUACCGGUGGAGAAAGUACGGCCAGAAAGCAGUCAAGAACAGCCCUUACCCCAGGAGCUAUUAUCGUUGCACUACGGCUCGAUGUGGAGUGAAGAAGAGGGUAGAGAGGUCUUCUGAUGAUACGACCAUCGUGGUCACAACCUACGAAGGACAACACAUGCAUCCUUGCCCGAUUACGCCUCGGGGGAGUAUGGGGAUGCUACCGGAUAACAGUGGUUAUGGUGCUGCUGUUGCGGCUUCAGUGCCUUUCGUUGUUCCACAACCUCACUAUUUACACCAGCAACAGCAACCCUUUCUAAUCAACCCAUCAACGUCUUUGAAUAUCACCGGUAGCUCAAGUUUCAAUCAUCCCACAUCUUUCCCUUCUUUGAUUCAAGAGAGACUAGUAUUUAGUCCUUCUAUGGCACCGUCUGUACUGGUUCGAGAUGGACUUCUUCAGGAUAUCGUUCCAUCGCAGAUGAGAAACGAGAAGAAAGAGGGGUAGAUUAAUGGUGUUAGAUUUUUCUGGUAUGAAAUUUUAUCACUCAGCUGACUGACUCAUGGGGGUUUGGCUUUAGAUUUUUUUUUUUUCUUUCAGAUUCUAUACAUAUAUAUGAUCUUGUAAGAUGCUUAGCCCCCGUUUAGGCUUAAAUUUGUAGUACUGGUAGUUAUGUACUUGUAUUUCCCUCUGUUAUUCUUUGUAUUUAGUUAGUGUUCAAUCAUGGAGAUAUAUAUAUAUAUAUAUAUAUAUAUUGCCUUUUGCUUCCCCCAUUUUUGUUUAGUGCUUCCCUCUUUUUCAUUCUUCUAUGGCGGCCCAUUUUGUUUCUCCAAAUUGAUAUCACUAGAAAGAAAACAAACAACUAGGGUUAGGGUUCGGAAGUAAACCUUGAUAUUAGCUUUUUGUUUGUUUGUUUGACAUGAAAUGUUUGAGAACUUUUUUUUUUUAAUCGGUUUCUCGAGUUUCUUUUAUUGUCGACGACCAUCUUUCCCCUGCUUUUUCUAAGGUAAGCAUUUUCCAAGAAACCCAUUCUUUUGUUUAUGGGAGCAGCUACUAGCUAGAAAGACUCACAAGCAUUUUCCAGGAAAACCAUUGGCUGCAUUUUUCUAAGCAUGUUCUAGGAAGGGGGAAACCAUUCUUUUGGUUGUUGCUACGAAGGAUCAUCAGUAGUUUUAGCGAGGGAACCAUUCUUCAUUGUUGUUAAAAUUGCAUCUUCCCCAUCGUUAAAGUCUCUCUUCUUCCUUAACCUUGUUUCUUCGCUGUAAGCUUUAAAAUCUUAAUUUAAUUUCCUGGUACAUAAAUGCAUUUUCUACCA
Messenger RNA from Rubroshorea leprosula, 1913 nucleotides. The record is from the annotation of a GenBank genome assembly. Lineage: Eukaryota; Viridiplantae; Streptophyta; Magnoliopsida; Malvales; Dipterocarpaceae.